UGCUGGUCUUUCCAGAUAAAUUAACCAUCUGUUCAAAUGAGACCGGAAGUAACUUACACAGGACAUGAAGAACAACAUGUCGGUUCGAUCCUCCGCGAUGUUUUUCAACUAUUAAAUUAACAGUAAAUCAUAUGAUAUGAUACCACUCUAAAGAUACCAGUCUUGAUGUGACAAUGGACACUUUACAUCAUUUCUUCUUACUCUUGAUGUUUAUGCAUUAUGCAGUAGGUUCCAAUAGUACCUGUCUAAAAAUUCUUCCAGACUCCAUCAGUACGAUUCCUGUUGAGGUGGGAAAAGAUUUCACAGCGAUAUGUCACCUGCUGGAGGGAUCUGGUUACACCUCAGAUGACAUUGAAUGGGUUUUAGGAAACCUCAGCAUUCCAAAGCAGCAUUAUCAUAAAAUAAAUGAAACGUCCGUCAGUGUUACUGUUAACGUCAACAGCAACAUGAAAGGUUGGUUGAAGUGCAGAGCCAGGAAGCCCUUGUCGUUCCAAAGUCAGUGUACCUAUGGAAUCUCACUCGAUCCAGGAUACCUUCCGUUGAAACCGGAGAAUCUGACGUGCGUUGCUGUGCAGGAGGGCACGGAUAUUUCCUCUGACUUAAAAUGCAGUUGGGAAUCAGAAUCACAGAAACCGCUGCUUGACACCACUUACACCCUUCAUGCUACAAUAUGUCUAACUAACUCAACUUAUACCGCCACUUGUAAACAGCGUCUUGCAAAAAACUGCGUCGUCAACCUGGAAACUUUUCCAUUUUCUUUGGAUGUGACAGUGUGGGUUGAAGCAAAGAACGCGCUGGGGUCAGUGCGGUCAGACAAACUUCUAUGCAAUGAUGCUUUGAAUUUUGUGAAACCCAAUCCACCAUUGGAUGUCCAAGUUCUCGCUGAAGUUAACUUCUCCACAUCUCUCAUGGUUACUUGGAAACAUCCCAUUGACAGGACCAUGAUGAAACUCUCGUAUGUCAUCAGAUACCGCCAAGUAGACUCUGAUGUUUGGACCGAGGUGCCUGAGAGCUUCAUCCAAGCGCACACGGAGUCGUUUAGACUGCAGUCGCUGGAGCCUUACACUGAAUAUGUGGUACAGAUGCGAUGCAUUCAAGAACGGCAUCAAAGCUACUGGAGUGAAUGGAGUGCUACUGCUACAGUUCGCACUGCAGAAGCCAAGCCAACAAGUGCACCAGAUCUGUGGAGAAUCAUCCAGCCCACCUCUGAUAAUAGAAACGUCACAUUAGUAUGGAAGCCUCCUGUGAAAGCAAAUGGAGAAAUACUUAGAUAUCACCUGGGAAUCAUUCAAGAUUAUAAAAAUAUUACUGAAAUAAGAGACAUAAGAGCGGAUAAUCUCAAUCAGAAGUAUUCAAUGAUGUUGCCACCAGGAAAAGUGGCCAAUAUUGAAAUAACUGCAGCCAAUUCAGUUGGAGUGUCUCCUAAAGCAACUUUAUUCAUUCCAAGAUCACAUCAAGAGCUUCCUGGUGUGGGGUAUGUAAGCUGGUCAGUACGUGAUGAAGAGCUGCAGGUGGAGUGGUGUGGAGUUUUUCCUAGCAGCGUUCCGCUGACUGGAUACCUGGUGGAGUGGGUGAAUGUGCAACAAAGAGAUCUUAAGCCAAACUGGCAGAGAGUUCCUCACAAUGUCAACACCACCACACUAACUGGUUUUGUAAAACUGAACCGUUACAACAUAUCAGUGUAUCCAGUUUACAAGUAUCGUCUUCACGGCAUACUUCACAUCCAAGCAGGAAGCCCAGUAACCAGAGCAGCCUAUAUUCAACAAGAAUCUCCAGAAGAGGGCCCUGUUGUCACAGUUAAUAACAAAUCCAAGAAAAAUAGUGCUGAGCUGACAUGGGAGGAAAUUCCACUGGACAGUCGGCGUGGAUUCAUCACCAAAUACACCAUAUUUUAUAGGGCCGGGAACACUGAGCACUGGCAAUCUGUGACAGUGAAUGCUGAUGUCCGCUCAUAUGUACUGACUGAUCUGGCCAGUGAAACUGAUUAUGUAGUGCGCAUCAUGGCGUCAACAGUAGCAGGUUCCAAAAAUGGCUCUGACUUUCAUUUCAGGACAAUGAAGUAUGGCGAUGGAGAGGUGGAGAUGAUUGUAGUGGUGGUUUGCCUCAGUUUCCUGUUCCUGACCGUCUUUAUCAUAAUGUUCUGCCUUCGGAAAAGAGAAGUGAUUAAGCAGCUGUUGUGGCCUCAGGUCCCAGACCCGUCUGACAGCUCUAUUGCCCACUGGUCACCUGAUUUCCCUGUAAAGGCCAAUAUGCCUAAAGAAGACGUUAGUGUGGUGGAAGUGGACAUGUUUGAUGGAAAGUCUUUGUGUGAGGAAGACAAAGCCGUGCUGCCGCUGAAGAAGGACAAGUAUCUGUCUGAGGAGCACAGCAGUGGCAUCGGAGGUUCGUCCUGCAUGUCGUCCCCCCGCCACAGCGUGUCCGACAGCGACGAGAGCGACUCGGGCCAGACCACGGCCAGCACCGUGCAGUACUCGUCAGUGGUGGCAAGUGGGUACAAGGGCCAAACGCCCAACCAUCAGCCUCCUGUGUUUGCACGCUCUGAGUCAACCCAGCCGCUUCUGGACUGCGAGGAACAUCCAGACCUUCUCAACGAAAGCGGCGGACACUCAAGGAACUCUUACUUUAGACGAGGCAGAGAACUUGAGCCGGGUGUCCUCACUCAGGAAUGCGGUGAGCCGAAUGGAAGCUCUCUUACUUUCUGUCCAGUGCAGGAGGAAGAGAUGUCUCCUGUAGUAGAGGAUCCGCCUGCCUCCACCGUAUGUUACAUGCCGCAGCAGAGCGGCUAUCGACCUCAGUAAAGCAAAACAUUCUAACUGACUCUGGUGCCGGCCCUAAGCUAUUUAGUGUCACCUUUUCAUUAUGAACUUUUAUUUUAAUGGGAUUUGUUGAUGAACUUUCACAUUUUAAUGGUAUUGCAAACUUGCGCCAGACAUGUAUGGUAACACUAGACUGCUCCCCAAUGAAGCUGUCUGCACUUCAAAAUAUCACACUGCCAUGUGCCUUCCGUGGACAACCGGUCGUUGCUAUUUGCUGCUUCCUUGUCUAACUGAAAUGAAAUGUUACUGUUGUUUUGAACCACAUUAGUUGUAGCAUUGCAUUAAAUUGUUUUGCUAUAAAUUAGUUAAAGUCCGUUUUUAUACCAAUAGAUUUUCAUUUUCAUUUUACUGUUACCGACAAGGUGAUUGCAGCUGUAACGCUUCCAGCGCACACAGCCACAAGUUGCUAUGUAAUGUUGCCUGCUUACAAUAUAGACACAGUGUUUAUAAAAUAAUGAACUUUUUGUGCCAUGGUGCAUUGUAUUAUUGACAUGUAUUAUUCAUUAUGGUAUUGGGAAUAUUCAUAUUUUUAACAACAUGCAACAGAAUGUUAAUCCUAGCUUGAGUUAACCUUGCUUCCAACUCAAUAAAACUAACACUACAUUGAAAUUUCAGUUAUUAAAUACAAAUAGUCCAUUGUAUGCCUUAUCAAAUGUAUCUGUUUAUCUCUGUGUGAUUUAUGUGUUUAUAUCAUUGCAUCACAUGUAUAAAUAUCAUUGAUACUAGGUUAAAUAAAGACUUCAUUCAAA
This is a messenger RNA of Megalobrama amblycephala (Wuchang bream), 3565 nucleotides long. It is a transcript of the gene il6st, whose product is annotated as interleukin 6 cytokine family signal transduce. Gene Ontology annotation, molecular function: cytokine receptor activity; cytokine binding. The coding region runs from base 174 to 2798 and encodes 874 amino acids. The transcript has 16 exons. Gene Ontology annotation, cellular component: external side of plasma membrane; signaling receptor complex. Lineage: Eukaryota; Metazoa; Chordata; Actinopteri; Cypriniformes; Xenocyprididae. Gene Ontology annotation, biological process: cytokine-mediated signaling pathway. The record is from RefSeq and is a predicted model, not a curated record.